Molecule: messenger RNA, 2829 nt
Organism: Wallemia mellicola CBS 633.66
Lineage: Eukaryota; Fungi; Basidiomycota; Wallemiomycetes; Wallemiales; Wallemiaceae
Exons: 7
Coding region: 277-1959 (560 amino acids)
Source: RefSeq, a predicted model, not a curated record
GUGAACACGAGUGCAGCUUCUACGACAUCAAGUAAAACAUCUAAUAAGUCACUUGAUUUCAACGCUGUGAAGGAUUAUAGGAAGAGUGAAACGAAGAAGAAAAGAAAGCAGGAGAGUCCACCAACUGAUAGCAGUAAUGACAAAGAAGAGCUUAGAAAACCAACUAAACGGACAUACGAUAGAGUGAAAAGUCUAAAGGACAAUAUCGUCGAUAUUACACCUGAAAGUUCAUUUAAUGCUUCUGAUAACAAUGAUUUAACUCAUUACAAUCUUAGAAUGCAUAGACAGAAAGAACAAUAUGAGAAUAAGAAGAAAGAAGCUGAAGAGAGGGAUAAGCCACAGAGAAAUCGAUUCAAUUGGAUGCUAGAUGAUAUUGGAGACGAUAGCAGAAAAAAUUCAUCGGAUUUGAACGAAAGGGACAUUGAGGAACCCUUCGAAUAUAGGCUAAGUGAUACAGGCUCGGCUUCACCACCAAGCAUGGAUGACGCGAUUUAUAAUAUACCCUCCACUAGCAAAGAUAAAGACAUUCAUCGUAUACCAAGCAAAGAAAGUGGGAAGGCAUCAUCCAAGAAAGAUAAACCUCAGCUACAAAUGAGACUAGGUUCACCGAUGUCCAAAUAUUGUAGAAACAAAGAAAAAGAGCAACACAAUGCUAAGGAGAAAGCUAAGCAGAAAGAAAUAGCAGAACUUAGAGAGAGGUAUAGAGAGAAUGAGAAUUCAAAACGAUCGGCUAAAGAUAAGGAUAAGGAGACUAACAACAACUAUCAUACCAGAAUACAUAUUUCAAAUUCAGCAAACUUUGACGAUGAUGACGUGGAAAGCCGUGAAAUAUCACAGCAGAGACAUCAGACUAAACAGCGAAUUGAGAGUGACACUGACAGUGAUGGUGUUCAAGUUACGAAUCCAAUCUCACGAAAGAAGAAAUCGCCAAGGCAGGAUCAUAAACAACCUGAACGAGCUGAUAUCCUCGGCAGCUACAUAAAGGCACAAGCAAAAGGGCAAUAUGAUGAACGGCCGCCUGAAAAAGCACACAAUUCUGCGAAUACAGAAAAGGUGACGGAUAAUAUAGCAGACACUAUCGAGAAACCAUAUAAAGGAACGUCUAUUGAUAUAUCUGAUGAAGAUUCAUCCAGGAAACUAAUUGAUAAACCAAAGGGUAAACCACGGGCGAGACCUAGAGCCAUCGUUAGAGAACCAGCAGCCGAUCAAUCAUCAUUGAAAAGCUACUUUAAACCAACUAUUAAGGCACCAACGAACAACCUGUGUCCAGUUUGUGAUCAAGUUUUACCACAAUUUAAAUCACAACAUUUCAAGGCUGUUUUAAAGGAAUUCCUGAACGUUGCGAAGGUUUCACCGAGAAGUAGCAAUGCAUUUGGAAUGAGAGCUCACGUUUUAGCAGAAACUGAAUUGUGUACUGCACAUGAAUUGGAUACGAAGAUUAUACCAGAAGGACGCAAAAAGGGUUAUCCAUUUGAACAUGAUUGGAAUGAAUUAUCAGAUCGUAUAUUAAAGUUAUCAAAGAGUAUAAGAACAAUAGUCAAGACAAAGGAGAAUAGCAAAUUCUGGCAAAAAGCUAAAGAAGAAUAUCUCAAACGAGGUAGUAAAAGAGCUAAGGGGUUAGAUGCACAAUUUGAGCAUUUUGAAGAUGAGCAACCUGGAUAUUAUGGUGAAAUUGGAUUAAUGGUUAUACUUUUUAACUUGAAUUUGAUGGUUAGCAAUAAAUCAAAGAAGAAGAUAAAGAUAACAGACGAGAGUGUCCAUCCACUCACAUCUAAUGAUUUUAUGAGAAGAAUACUCGUACCGGAAGUUGCGAACUUGCUGAUAUCACAAGACAGGGCAAUAUCGAUAGAAAAAGCAGAAGAGAUAAGGAAAGAUAGUAGAGAAUAUGGCAACGCACUAUUUAGUUCUGAUAACAAGGAUAUAAAUUGGAGGCCGCCUAUUUUGGAGGAUAGUGAAUGACGUUAUCUAUCGUGUGAUGAGACAAAGUUGAUGUCUGAAUUUGGAAACUAAAGUAAUUUUCACUAAAACGAUAAAGAAUGAAAGUCCACCCAAAGUCUGCGAGGGAUUCCUAUAAUCAGAAAAGUCAGGAAGAGAUGUCCGGAUCACCGUUUGGAAUUGCAGCUAAUGCAGAGGGUGGAUACGCUGUUGGGGGUAAACAGAAUCUGCCUUUAGGGAAGGCGACCGUAUGGGAUAAGAUACUAGGAAAUUUAGAUUACUUUCUUGCUACGGUAACACGCUCCAGUGAUCAAAAGCAGCUUGCUAAGUUGAGGAAGUACGGCGGUAAAAAGGCCGUGAUAGGAGAAGCAAGAUCACCAAAGUUUUAAUAUUCUAACCAACAUAUCUAAAGCAAUCAGCUAGAGCUUUAAUUAAUAUAAAAUACGCUAUAAUUUCUCUAUACUUACAUAAUAUAAACCAUUGAUUGUUAAAAUUCCUUGAUAAGACGAAAUUCUGACUGAAUGUUUUUGGUAGUAAUACGAUAUCUUUAUUCUUAUGUUUACCGAGUGUUUUACCGUCUUUAAACUCGUUUAUUGAUUGUUUACCGAUCGAUACCAAACCAUUAACGUUUAGUAAGAUGGAUGAUAGCUCAUUUGUGCUCACAUCUUGAAUAGGAUGGCAGUCCCAGCUUUGUAUCUCAUGCAACGUUAUCGGUAGACUUCUGAAUAAAUUGUCUAGACUAUCUAAACCUUGUAUUGGUGUACCAUUCCAUACUACAGCAGAACUGUCAUUAUAAAACUCCUUUAGAUUCUCCCUUUGAUAGUCUGUAACUUUGUAGUAGUUCUCUACGAAUGAAUCCGAUGUAUCGUUUGAGAAGUCGAUGAUUUCUUUUGC